This is a messenger RNA of Sycon ciliatum, 2865 nucleotides long. Its product is annotated as RING finger protein 11-like. NCBI's taxonomy places the organism in Eukaryota, Metazoa, Porifera, Calcarea, Leucosolenida, Sycettidae. The record is from RefSeq and is a predicted model, not a curated record. Gene Ontology annotation, cellular component: ubiquitin ligase complex. Gene Ontology annotation, biological process: ubiquitin-dependent protein catabolic process. The transcript has 3 exons. The coding region runs from base 440 to 883 and encodes 147 amino acids. Gene Ontology annotation, molecular function: ubiquitin protein ligase activity.
CGUAGUAGGUCUACGAGUUGUACGACUCCGAUCCGUGUAGGGCCUAGGCCAGGCUGCAGAGUCGACCGGUCCUGCUAGCAUGCAUUGUUGCUGAUCGGCGCGAUAUCUACAGUCAGUAGCAGUCUACGCAUAGAAAGGGCCUGAGUGAGCAAAAUCCAGAAAGUGAUGACUGAUACUCCAAACUAAGAUCAGAAAAGAAAAGAGGCAGACAAACCUGUCAGCCAUUCAUUCGGAUAGGCUACUUAUUGCAUGUGCAUUGCUUUGAUAUUCAGUUCCUCUAACCUCUCAUUGACUAAACUUUUCAUCGAGCUUCGAUUUAGUGACUUCCUCGCUUUCGCAAGUGACAGUUUUGGGAAAAGCAAUUAAAUUUUCUUUGUUCUAGUACUAGUAUUUCUCUUGCGCCUAGCUGUUGCCUCUCGUGAUAAAAUCUAGGCGCACGAUGGGGAAUUGUGUUGGUCGUAGAUCCAGGGAGCGGUCGGCAGAUGGAGCGGCCUAUGCUCGUGUUCCAGAUAGUGAUGCAGUCGCAGAUCCACCACCUCCUUACGAAGUGGCAUCUAGCGUCAGUGAUGAGGUCCAGCAGCGACUUCUCAGGAUGACUGACGAGGAGAGGUUUCAGUUCGUACGUCGCAUGACCCUAAUGCAGAUGCUCCCCGUGGGCACGUACAGUCUCGAGAAGGGAGAGAAGAGACGGGAAUGCGUCAUCUGCAUGCAGGAGUUUGUGGUGGGGGAGAGCAUCCGCCUGCUGCCCUGUAUGCACCUGUAUCACCAGAGCUGCAUCGACGACUGGCUGACACGCCAGUUCUCCUGUCCGUUCUGCAUGGAGGGACUGGACACGAUACUCACGGAGAGCGUGGAGGAGGCACACGCGGCCGCCACUGCGUAGCCAUGAUGACCGGACCCACUCCUCACAGCCCUAUGCUACAGAUCACACAAUGCGCGCUAUCAGCCGCUCAUCUCACCAACGUUAUGCUCCUGAGUGACUGGCUCGGAUAUCGCCGAUUAACCGAUUCACACACACACACACGACUAUCUUCUUCAAACCUCGUGGUCAAAGUGCCAUGCCGUGUCCUGAUCUAGUCUAAACUCUUCUGGUAACUGAGCGAGAUCACGGUACCAGCCUGUUGGCCGUUUCGUUGCCCAGAGAUAGCUCUGUCCUGCCCUGGCCGAUCAGGUCAGUUUAAUAAUGGAGUUGCGCCCAUGCGUCUUCCUGUCUGCCGUGCCCAACCGUCCUGAUCUCAUCAAUGCACAAGCUUGUGUGUAUGUGUGUACCGGCGGAACGACACACAAGCACCGGACUUUUAAAUGAGAAAACAAUAUGCUCGCUCGUUUUACCCUCGUAUCAGCUGAGCAGCCGUUAUAUCCCACAUUGCUGCACCGUUUAUUCGCGUGCAGUCGUCAAUAGUAAUAUUUUUAAUACCAUCAGCACCAUGUACUAGACUCUAAAUCAUCUUCUUCAUCACCAGCACCAGCACCGUAUCAAUGUUUCACCGCAGCUGUUAUAUGUCCUUUCAACCACUCACCGCAGCACUCUCUACUGGGCAUCAGCAAGUAAGGAGACCGUACGCGCUUUCACGCGCUGAAUGGAUGUGUUCUCCUGCUCUGUGUGUCUCUAUCACUCUCUCUCUCUCUCUCUCUCUCUCUCUCUCUCUCUCUCUCUCUCUCUCUCUCUCUCUCUCUCUCUCUCUCUCUCUCUCUCUCUCUCUCUCUCUCUCUCUCUCUCUCUCUCUCUCUCUCUCUCUCUCUCUCUCUCUCUCUCUCUCUCUCUCUCUCUCUCUGUCUGUCUGUCUGUCUCCCUCUCUCUCCCUCUCUCUCCGUCUCUCGCUCUCUCUCUCUCUCUCUCUCUCUCUCUCUCUCUCUCUCUCUCUCUCUCUCUCUCUCUCUCCCCCCCCUCCCUCUCUGUCCAUCUCCGUCUAUCGAGCACACACGUAUUGUUGUCUAAUGAAGCUUGCACAUCACUCUCUAACCCUGCACUGUCUGCACCUUUUCCCAAUGGCGCACCACUCUAUGUUCUUGCUGCGGCUGUUGUCGUAUUAUCCCGUGGAAAUAAUCUGCUCCUAUCCCUAUUCUCUGCACACCUUACCGUUACUGAUAUCUGUGGGCAAAGGCACAUACCCCUCCCUAGGCCCAUGUUGUGGUCGUUGUUUUCCUUCACAAUGGCUGGUUUGCUGCUAUGUUCGCUGCCAGGUGCCCAGUUUCUUCAGUAGUCUCCCAGGGUGAGCUCACUGGAGCAACACUACCAUGCUAUGUACAGUGUGUGUGUUAAACCAGCCAUUGUACCCUGCCCCUAUCUCUCGCGGCGCGCCGCUUGGCUGCUGUUUUUCGUCCCUACACUGUGCCCCCCUCUCUCCUUGCAAAGCUGCGCACCGGUAUAUACUUGAAUUUUAAUGCUAACCUUUUAAUGGGUCUGCCAGUCAUUUUAACACAGUGAACUAUCCCACUGUACAGCACUCCCCCCCCAGCUCAAUUUUGAUCAGUUCUAUUAUGUAGGCGAAAUGCAUCGUGCAUUCUAUAGUAGCACCCUUCCCUCCGUCGUCCGUUUUAUCCAUUUUUUAAUUUUAUGGAUCCACUGAUACGUUUUAUUCUAUUUUCUUGAGAACUUACUCGGUUUGUCCGUUUGAUUCAUUCUGAUGUACUACGAAGUGUGUUUCAUUAUUAUAAUUAUUAUGGCCAUCGGCCGCUCCAUACAGUGUUAUCUGGCCUUUAAAAUGCCAAACUGUGCUCAACGGGGAAUUUGUCCCGCAGUUGCGUGUUCAUUUCUCUGUGUGGCUCAUGCAUUCCAGUUGUGCAGCAUGGUGUGUUUGAUUUGACUGUAUACUGUUGUCAUGCACUAAAACGCUGGAUUUUCAGUGGUGCCCGAUUAUGUCA